Trachymyrmex septentrionalis is the source of this 591-nucleotide messenger RNA. Its product is annotated as dynein light chain 4, axonemal-like. The transcript has 2 exons. Gene Ontology annotation, molecular function: dynein intermediate chain binding; dynein light intermediate chain binding. The record is from RefSeq and is a predicted model, not a curated record. Gene Ontology annotation, cellular component: dynein complex. NCBI's taxonomy places the organism in Eukaryota, Metazoa, Arthropoda, Insecta, Hymenoptera, Formicidae. The coding region runs from base 14 to 445 and encodes 143 amino acids. Gene Ontology annotation, biological process: microtubule-based process.
UGACGGAUAAUUUAUGAUGGUGACAAUGUGCUCCUCUGACUCACUGACUUGCGCCUGGGACACCGCAACCGUGCCACUGUAUAGAGUACUCGUGUUAGCAUUGUUAGAGGCGCGAUUUGCUUAUAAAAUUGCAAUAAUGACCGAAGUGAGGAAGGACGACAUUGUAAAAAUUUUCCACACUUAUCCGUUUUGUAGAAAAUGCGAUAUGUCCGACGAAAUGAAACAGGAGGCAAUGGAAUUAUGUGUGACUGCAGCAGAAAAAUACGCAGACAAUUAUGAGAGCGUAUCUCGAAUGAUUAAGGAGACAAUGGAUAAAAAAUUUGGUGCGUCAUGGCACACUGUUGUUGGAGAAGGCUACGGUUUUGAAAUAACUUAUCAAUUGAAGCACCUUCUAUAUAUGUAUUGUGCAGGCAAUUUGGCAAUAUGCAUUUGGAAAUCUGCAUAGUGCAGUUUCGACACUUAUUAUAAUUUAUUUUAUGUAUUUAUAUGUAUUUAUGUGUUUAUAUAAUGCAUAUAUAUAUGCUUGAAUGUACGUAUAAAAGUACUUUUAUAUGAAUGUGUGACGCAUAUGUAAGAUAAACUGUUACAAGA